AGAGCUGUUGUUGCUAACGACUUCGUCCGACGUGGUUAUGUAGAUAUACCUACCGACGUACGUUACGUUUUUUGUAACAUAUUUCAUCACUGCUCAGCUCCUAUUAAACAUAGCGUGAAUGUAUAUAGUCUGCAGGCAUUUUCAAUAAAAACUAUCUACUACUGAAAGCAUUUCUCAAUUCGGACCAGUAGCUCUUGAGAUCACCGUGUUCAAACGAACAAAUUGAUACAAAAUCUAACUUUAUAAUAUUAAGUAUAAUAAGAUUAAUUAAAAUAACAAUAAAGUAAUUGUAUCUUGACAGACAAUGAACAGAAUAAGCAUUCCUACGCAAAAAUAAACUGCGUUUAGAAAAAAAAAAACAAAAUUAAAAAAUUUCUACCGCGCCUGUAUUCAAAGUUUUUUAAGCAAAAAAUCUUUAAAAAAAUCCAACGUAACAACGAUUCGCAAAAACAUAUAACAGUUAUUCCAUAUAAAACCAAUUAGUUUUUAUUGUAACUUCGCUUGUCUAAUUAAAAAUUACAAAUUGACUUUUCGUAGCGUUUUGUUGAAUUCUCACUCAUAGUUGUCAACGAACCGCGUUUAGUAACAUACGUCUGUUAAAUAUUCGCAGUGAUGAAUUCUUUUUUAAGAUAUUCACUCUGCGUUUUGUUAUUAGCACAUGCAAAUUCACAGAAGUCCGAUUGGAAAAACCGUGUGCAAAUACAAGAAAUACAGGAUCCGAAUAAUUAUGGAUCACCAGAAAUCCUCCCUUAUAUAUCAACGAAGUUUUCCGAACGAGCGACAGCCGAUGAUGUAGAAGACAAGGACAAAUUAUUGUCUCUAUUCACGAACACAAAACGCGAGGUAAAAGACGCCGAAACAUUUCUUUCAGAAAUGUUAAGAGUUCUGAAGAAUCUAUUUUCUAAGAGUAAACCUCAUGAUCCCAAGAACAGCAAGGUUCAAGACGAUCACAGCAUAGCCUGGUCUUAUUACGAUGACCUAGGGAAGUAAAAAAAAAACAAUUGUAAAAGCGCGGGUAAUUUGACAGGGCUGGACAACUUUUCAAUGGCCUAUUUGCUAAACACGAGCUAUUAUUUCAAAUCUGACCUUUCAUCGAGGGCAAUUUAUUUAAAUUUCUCACGAAAUUUCUCGGGAAGCCUUUAAUAUCAGGUAAAAUUAUUGAAACAUUGACAAUACAGCUUCUUUCUUAAAUAUUUUCUCCAGUGCUUUCGCCCACAAAAUCAUGAAAAAAUAUUUAAUUAGAUCAAUGCCAAAAUUACUUCAUGUAUCGGAUCGUAAGCCGGUAAUAACUUUCAAAAUAUUUGACAUUAUAAUUUUAAAAAAUGUCAUGACAAGGCGUGCAAAUAUUAUCAAAAAGUGUUCAUUUUACCAUGAUAUCGUUAUUAAAAGAAGCUCGUUACUUGAAAAGUGUAAAUUACUAUCCACGCAAAUUACUAACACACCUGUCCACCAUUUUUAGUAUGUUGACAUUUCUAUUUUUUUUUCUCUAUCCCACUGUGUCCCGCUGCUGGGCAAAGGCCU
Trichoplusia ni (cabbage looper) is the source of this 1521-nucleotide messenger RNA. RefSeq lists its product as uncharacterized. Lineage: Eukaryota; Metazoa; Arthropoda; Insecta; Lepidoptera; Noctuidae. The transcript has 3 exons. The record is from RefSeq and is a predicted model, not a curated record. Bases 613 to 990 code for a protein of 125 amino acids.